AUGUUGAAUAUUUUUAAUAUAAUUUUCUUGUUGUUUUUAAUAAACAUAUAUAUAUGUGAAGCCAAUGGAACACUCUCUGAAAAUAUUGAAAGUGCUGAAGAGAUAGAUGCUUUAAAAACGAAUUUAAGAAAUGGAUAUUUAAAUAAUACUUAUUUUAAUGAAGAAAACAAUAAUUUAAAUAUAGAAAAUGAAAUAAAUAAUACAAAUUAUAAUGAAGUAACAGAAGAAACUAAAGAAGAAUUAUAUGAUAUAAAUGAAAAUAUUUUCCCUGAUUAUUUUUUUCUUGAUAUCUUUACUGAAAAUAAAGAACAAAAAAAUGAAGAAGUACCAAUGAAAAUAGAAGUAGUAAAUGAUGGAGAAGAAGUAAAAACAGAAUAUGUAUCUGAAAAAAAUGAGGAAGUAGAAAAUAAAUCGGAAACUGAAAUAGGUGAAGAAUUAACUGAAAAAGUAGAUGAAAAAGUACCUGAAGAAGUAGCUGAAGAAUUAGUUGAAAAAGUAGAUGAAGAAGUAGCUGAAGAAUUAGUUGAAAAAGUAGAUGAAAAAGUAGCUGAAGAAGUAGAUCAAAAAGUAGAUGAAGAAGUAACUGAAGAAUUAAUUGAAAAAGUAGAUGAAGAAGUAACUGAAGAAUUAAUUGAAAAAGUAGAUGAAGAAGUUGCUGAAGAAUUAAUUGAAAAAGUAGAUGAAGAAGUUGCUGAAGAAUUAAUUGAAAAGGUAGCUGAUGAAUUAAUUGAAAAAGUAGAUGAAGAAGUUGCUGAAGAAUUAAUUGAAAAGGUAGCUGAUGAAUUAGUUGAAAAAGUAGCUGAAGAAUUAGUUGAAAAAGUAGAUGAAGAAGUAGCUGAAGAAUUAGUUGAAAAAGUAGAUGAAAAAGUAGCUGAAGAAGUAGAUCAAAAAGUAGAUGAAGAAGUAACUGAAGAAUUAAUUGAAAAAGUAGAUGAAGAAGUAACUGAAGAAUUAAUUGAAAAAGUAGAUGAAGAAGUUGCUGAAGAAUUAAUUGAAAAAGUAGAUGAAGAAGUUGCUGAAGAAUUAAUUGAAAAGGUAGCUGAUGAAUUAGUUGAAAAAGUAGCUGAAGAAUUAGUUGAAAAAGUAGAUGAACAAGUAGCUGAAGAAUUAGUUGAAAAAGUAGAUGAACAAGUAGCUGAAGAAUUAGUUGAAAAAGUAGAUGAACAAGUAGUUGAAGAAGUAGCUGAAGAAGUAGCUGAAGAAGUAGUUGAAGAAGGUGAAAAAGUACCUGAAGAAGUAGCUGAAGAAGUAGCUGAAGAAGUAGCUGAAGAAGUAGCUGAAGAAGUAGCUGAAGAAUUAGUUGAAAAAGUAGAUGAAGAAGUAGCUGAAAAAGUAGUUGAAGAAGAAGGUGAAAAAGUACCUGAAGAAGUAGUUGAAGAAGUAGAUGAAGAAGUAGCUGAAAAAGUAGUUGAAGAAGAAGGUGAAAAAGUACUUGAAGAAGUAAUUGAAGAAGUAGUUGAAGAAGUAGCCGAAGAAGUAGCUGAAAAAGUAGUUGAAGAACAAGGUGAAAAAGUAAACAAAAAUGAUUUAAAUGAUGCAUCUUCCGAGGAAAUUAAGGAUUCUAGUGAUUUUAAAGAAUCUCAUGAGGAAUUAUUUAAAGUUUUCCUGGAGUUAAUUAAUAAAAACGAUUUAGUUAAAGAAAAUUUAAAAAAGAUUACAAACAAUUUAAAUGAAAUGCAUUUAAGCACUUUAUAUCCAUAA
Messenger RNA from Plasmodium falciparum 3D7, 1701 nucleotides. It is a transcript of the gene MAAP, whose product is annotated as merozoites-associated armadillo repeats protein. Gene Ontology annotation, molecular function: RNA binding. The record is from RefSeq and is a predicted model, not a curated record. NCBI's taxonomy places the organism in Eukaryota, Apicomplexa, Aconoidasida, Haemosporida, Plasmodiidae.